AGUGGAGGGUCUCCGAUGUUUUUAUUGCUGUCGCUACUGGGAAAAUGUCUCAUUUGCCAUUGGAUGCACGCGCCAUUUUGGACUAUUUAAAUGAAUUGGGUUACAGAAACAUAUCUGCCGAACAGCUCAAGGAAUUCAUGAAAGUUAAUCUGCACCUAAAGGUAUGCAAUCACAAUCGGAAAUUUACAAAAGCAAAUUCAAAGAAAAAAUUAGCAACAGUCAAGUUCAGCAAGAGCAAUCGCAAGAACGAGAGCAGUAUCGUCAGCAGCAGCAACAACAACAACAACAGCAACCACUACAAUCGAUCACUGGUGUAUCUACAAAAUCAACUACAGCAGAAGGUUCUGAAGCAGUCGUUGUCGGUGCCGGCAAGAAUACGCCUUUGCCGCAACGUCGCGCUACUGUCAAAGUAAUUAAAUGUAAAAAACCUUUGUGCCAUUUCAAGUUCUAUCUGGACAUUUGCGAUCAUCAGUUAACUAAACGCAUUGAAGAACAAAUUCGUACACUUGGAGGGACGCUAGAAUUCUUUCUUACGUCCAGUGUUACACAUUUCAUUACCGACAAAGCGAUAUUGCCACCAAUUGUUGGUAACAACAACAGUAAUAAUAACAACAAUAAUAAUUCGUUAAGCAGUCGUCCCGGUACACCUCAAACACCAGGAACACCAACCACACCGCAAACUCCAUAUAAUUUCGAAACACAGGAUGGUAAAAAUAAUGCUAGUGGCGGUAUUAGUACACCAACUGGAUCUGCCAGAAAAGCCAACAAUCGUCAAUCACGAGCCAACGCAAUUCUAAAUCGUGUACGUCGUCCUAGCACAACCACCAACACUAUCAAUGUUAAUGCUGUCAGUGUCGGCGUUACCGAACCGCAAAAUUCACCAACGCCCUUAAAUAUUAAAGACGUUGCCAAACAGUCGUCGAUUGUUGCAACGCAGAGUCCUUACAUUGUUUGGCAAACUGAAUACGCUUUGCAUUUCUUCAAGAAGGUACACCACGAACUGAAGGAUUACUUGGGUGUCAAUUCCCGACACGAUCAACACAAACUCUUGAGUAAAGGUCGUAACACUGUCGAUCCCAUCGAUCUCAAAGGUGGCGGAUUUAUAAAAAUCGAAGCAAUCAAACAUAAUUAUAGACCUUACUAUCAACUCUUUCGCAAAUCAUCCGGCACUGAGUGGCCAAAAAUCGAACUUACACGUGAGGACGGCGCUUUUCGGUUAUCACCGAAGAAGAAAAUUACACCAAACGUAGAGGUGCGUGAAAAAGAAAAGGAUAAAACGAACGUAGCUAAAGCUAACGAAGAACGAAACAUGACGCGUAAAUCCCGUUCAAGAUCUUCACAACAUCAAAGACCAUUACAUGCGGCUGUACAGACCUUGAAAAAAGGUACUGGCGGCGGCGCUGCAGAUUCUGCUACAACAGUGAAGAGUAGUCCGCGUAAUUCACAAGCUGGUGGUGCGGCUGGAGCUAUAGCGACUGGCUGCCGACAAGUGAAAGAAUCCAGCGACAAGCAAUGCGGCGUUUGUGAGAUCUGUAAAAUCGAAUAUGAUACGCUAACCAUACAUUUGAAGACUAAAGAUCACGAAUACUUUGCCAAGAACUCGCAGAAUUUUAUAGCUUUGGACUCGCUAAUACAUACAUCAGCGGACGUGAAUAAAUUUUUAAACGAGGAUAAAAAAGUGGUUUUAGAAGAAAUGGAAGUGGAAAAUAUUGAAGUAGUAGGUGAUGUAAAUGCACCUGAUCCAUUGGAAGGAUCAGAGCCAUUGAUGGUAAUGCCAGUGUUGGAGCUUACAGAUGAUACACGUCGUGGUGUGUUGCACCAAACACCUUCGCCGACAUUACGCGAGAAAUCGAAGCGCAGCACUAAAGGGAAACAUUCAUCAGAGAAAUUUCAAAAUUUACGUUCCACUAAGUCUCCUAAGGCUACUGCAACAACUGUUAAGUCACAAACUAGCCCGCUAAAACAACAAAUGGCGCUCACCACUGCCACUUCCAGCAUGUUGGAGCUCCAACGUAUUGAAACGUGCGCAACUGUCAACGUAAAUAACACCAAACCCGUCUCUCUCCAACCGGUUACGCCUGCAGCAUCAACGCGACGAAAACAAACAUCAGCGGCGGCGGUGUCUCCACCUAUACGUGCUAUGCUGCCUCCCUCCUCGUUGUAUAAAGUAGUCGGCACACCGGAAACCGUAGGUACACCCCUACGCAGAACACGAGGUGACUUUCCCUCUGUUGGCGAGCAAGCAGUCACAGCAUCGCCUUCACUAAUUGUGAAAUUUAAAAAAGUUCGUGCUACCGAGUUAAACCGGCUGAACGGUGAAGCUGAAAGUUUUAUGUUUCCUAAACAGCGUACAUCAAGUGAGCUGCCCACCGAUAUCGAUCGGCAAACUACUUCCGACAAUGCACGUGCCAGCUAUUCAUCAACAAGUUUAGAUAGCACUAGCGACGGCCCAAUGGAAGUAGAGCUGGCCAUAACAACAGAGCAUAGCGAAAAGUCUGCCUUAGUAAGUAAGGAGGUGGGAAAACGUGCAAUCGCCAAUGCAAAGCGUCGAAAAAGUCAAACGUCGACGACGACAAAGCAGCGCUUUCCAACCGCCCCCAUCCAGCCAGAGUUACAACUGAAGAAUAAGCCCAGUUCAGGGAAGUGUGUGUCUACAAAGUCGGUGGUGAUACCGGCAGUAGGCAGUCAUGUUACUGAAACAGCAAAAUCUGCCAUAUCAGCGGCAGCUGCCAAAGCGAAUGCCGCCGCAGCUGCUCUAGCGGCAAUUACACUGCCAGAAGCAACACGUAAAAGCAGCCGCACUGCCACCGCUAUCGUAACGGCGGCAACUACUAGUAGCCGCUUACUACGUGCAGCCGUGGAAGCAGCAAAGCAUAACUAUCGACAAAUGGCGGCGGCCAAUGAAUUGGUCGUAACCGGACACAAAAAGUCGAAUGCCAGCGAAACGACGCUAAAGUCCUUGAUGGCAGCGACGGCGACGAAGACUAGUCAAAGUGUGUCAGUUGUAAAAAUGGAGGAUCGGAUGGGGGAUGUUGAAAAUAUUAAGAAGGAAGAUGAAAGCGAAAGCGACAGUGAGUCCGAUAACACAAGUAGCUAUGAAGACGAAGAGGAAAAUUGCGCUGAUGCUUGCAAAGUGUUUGCAGGUGGAUAUUUUGGUGAAGAUUUAGACGAGGAUGAUGAUGACGAUAUUGAUAAUGAUGACGAAAACGAUGAAGACUAUGUACAUUAUAAAAGCAGACGGCAUAAAUCAAUUUCAUUUGACAAUUCGUCUGACAUUUGGCAGAGUGGUUGUAGUGGUACUACAUCCAGAAGACAGCGGGCUAUGAAGCGAGAAGCGCAGAAAACCAAAAGCGAGUUUUCACUAGUUGACACAAAAGAUUGCGCCACUACGAAGAUUAUACGCGAAGUACAUAGAGGCGGCAAGCGGAAAAAGUGUAGUGAAGAGCCAUCCAAAACUAAGGUCCCGAAUAUAACCACAUUCGCUAAAAGUAAUAAAAACUCGUCUGUUGAGAUGGACUCGCCAUCUUCUUCACCAUCGAAGCAGAAAUCUCCUGAAUCAUACUUCGAUUAUACGGCCAGCGAGCGCCUUAAUCAAAUGCGAUACUCCUUUGAGCGCAUACCUGCAGCUGAUCUUUGGUACCGAGUAUUCACACGUCAAGAUAACUGCGCCGAACGCUUUUACGAAUAUUACGGUUUAACAAAUUAUCGUAAGCUGCCUUAUGAACUUGGUCCAAUACCGUUCGCACGAACGUCGGAUUCCAGCGCAUGCUGUAAACUCUGCGAGACGCAAAGGAACAUUGGUUUAGGCUCAAAUGAAGCGAGUAAAGGAUUUCCCACUUCAGAAAAAGUGUCCAAAGUAAAAUCAGAACCAUUAGAGGAUUCGGAAGCGGGUGCCACCAAAUCCAGAGAUUCGAGCAGUUGCAAUUCGCAUGACAUCGGCAAUAUAAAUAAUAUAGGUAGCGAUGGAAAUGUCAAUAACGUGCAGCCCGAGCCAUCUACAACACAGUACAAGCAUAAACAUAAAAAAUUACAAAUUCUACAACGUUAUCGGCAGGAGCAACAGGAACUCCAGAAACGACAAGCCGAACUGGUCUCUGAACUACAGGUGAAUAACUCUAGCCAGUCGCAAUGUGAUACCAAAGCCACUAGUACAUCAGUUCCGGAGCGGGCGCGCGAUCGCCAACGAGCCGGCUCCACACAUAGCACAACGAGUAGUACGAGUUGUGCCAGCAGUACGGCCACUACCAAAACAAGCAAAAACAGAUACCUCAACAAGCAUCUGAAUAAAGCGGCGGCCGCCUUUCUGAACUUAGAAUUGCCACCAAGAAAAUCUCCGCGCGAACACGCUUCAACGCUUGCAUUGGUGAGCUGCAUUAUAAAGCAGCGGCAAGAUUCACAGAGUAAACCGAAUUCAGAAACCGACGAGCCGUCCACCACGCCUACACCAGUUUCAGUUACCGAUGCAACAACCAUUACCACACCUGGAUCAGCGCUUGCUUUAGCUGUAAAUUCAGCAAUGAAAACGAAAGCGCAAAAAGUAGCGACAACAUCAUUAUACACCGAUUCAGCGUGCAGUGCUAAACCAUCACCAUCCGUAAAUGAUUUACCUGUGCUCCGCUCUCCACGCCACACACGUUCCGCUGCGGCAACACCCGUCGAAGAGUUACGCUUCACUACCGAAAUAUCCGAAAAUGUGAAACGCAUGCGCCGUGGUCAAAAUAAAUACGAUCACUCGCCGCCAAUCGCGCUUAAUCAAUCACGGAAAAGUACACGUGGCGGUCGGCAGAUACUAAAGUCGCCACAUGGCAGACCAUCACGCACCUAUAAUAGCGUACAAAAAUUCCUGCAAUCCACUUGCCGCACCUCUAACCGUACGAGUCAAACACCGAAUUCGAUGGUGGCGGCCACAACAGCGACAGGCAAACGACGCAGACGCGGAUAUACGGCCAGGCGACAUAACUGCUACAGUGGUCUGCUCGGACAGGGUUCUGCGCUGCCAUCCAUUCGUAAGACAGGUUCCAAAAAGGGCGUAUUAGAGUUCGAGGUGGAUACGGCUGCGUUAAAGGCACUCGACGCUGCGACGAAACAUACAAAUAUUCGUCAACUAGAGUGGCAGAUUGAUAAAUACCUACAGUUACACGGUAGCGAAUACGACUUAGAAGAGGAUUUAUCUUUAGGCUGUGAAGGUGGAGAAGCGAUGCCGCUUGCAAUGAUAAGCGCACCCUCCAAGAAGAAUAGUAUAACACCUGCAACGAACACUGCGUCUACGAGUAAGACGCUUCGAGCAGGUUGCUCAACAAAUACAGAUGUCAAACCUAAUACAAGCGCAGCGAUAUCUUCCGCAACCUUCGACUCAAAUACACCGCCACCCACCGACUGCUUUUCUAGUGACUUCGAUCUGUAUGACUUGUUUACGAAUGCAACGGGCAGUCCGUCCGAUGAUGAACAAACGGUAAAUGUUGGCGGAAAACGUAGAAGCACCGGUCUUUGUUUAUACAACUCGCUAUCGAUGCAGAACUAUUUCCGCAAAAGGAAAUGUCUGAAGUCCAACCGCACGGGCUGGCCAAAAGUACAAAAGAAGAAAACUUCCGCGCGCCAACAACAAAAGCUUGCACAAAAAAUACGUUUCCUGCAAGAUAUAGGUGAGUUGACAGGAAAUGUGAUAAAAGAAGAGACGAAUUUGUCAGCGGAUAAAGGAGGCAAUGAAUGUGACGAUGAAAAUGAAAAUGAUGAGUCCAUUCUAUGUAGAGGUACGCAACGGCGGCGGCGAAACGGUGUUAUUACGCCACCACAAAGUGAAGGCGAUGUCAACCAAAAAUUGCAGAAUGAUGACGGAGAAGAGGAGGAAGAUGCAGGCGCGGACGAUGAAACGGAGUUAGAUGCUGGCGAGAGUAUACCUGAGGAGGAAGAAGAUGAGGAUGAUGGAGACGACCUGGAGGACGAUGGCGACACAAUAAUGGAUUCCAUUGAUGAGGAAGGUGUACACACGGAGCCCGACGCUGAUGCUGCAGCUGAAGCUGAUGAAGAGGACAUAGAAGAUGCUGAAUUGUAUACAGAAGCAGUUGGGACCGCUGGCGAAGACGAAGACGAUAGUAACUUCUUGCCCGUGCGUAAAAACAUACGACGCCGAACAAAUGCUAGCCCGCACGAAGAUAAACUCGUUACUGCAAACUCGUUUCUAGCGAAUGGUACUGCCACCAAUAAUAACAGCGGUGCCACAUCUACACCCACGACACAAAUGCUACGUGGAUGUUCGAGACGUACACCUCAAUUGCUCAACGGCAGCCUAGGCAGCUGCAUUAGCCCCAGCGAGAAGGCGGGCGAUAAUUCGGAUAUUUUCACCGUAUCUUCAGAUGGACUAGAUACAGAUUUGGAUAUGAGCAACUCGCAACAUAAAUGUGAUGACGAACAUCUACACCACCACCACAAUCAUCAUCAUCAUCAUCAGGAGCAAUGUGUGAGUCACCAGACACCGAAACGUAAAUUCGACUUGUCAAAAUAUGCGCCAAAUAAUAGCACAGCCAGUAGCUGUGCAGCGGAAGCCGCAACUGCUGCCGUCAAAUCCUUAGCAAUAUCACAGUUUCUCAAAAAAGAGGUCCGAGUGACAUGUAGACGACUGCGUGCACCAUUUCGUCGCUACCGUUAUCGCAGAUAAGAACAUUGAUGUUGUUCAACUAAUGUGCCUGCUACUGCAGUCAGUCACAGCAAGCAACAACCACACACUGGCGAGUAGCAGGUUGUUAUAGUGGAGGCACAAAAACCGAGCGCCAACAGCAAGGUGGAAAUAUUGAAAGGAAGGACGUGAAAGAAAUCAAUCCCGCAAUUAGUUGUAUAUUGUUACGUCAUCAAUGUGUUUAUGAAGGAGUCUAAAAGAACACUACAUUACUACGGUUGAUGAAGAGCUUUGAAGAGUAGCGUAUAUAUAUAUAAAGGAAAUGUAUGUAGUUUAGUAAUUGUCUGAGUUGAAGUAUAUAAAUGUAUACACACACACACACACACA
Messenger RNA from Zeugodacus cucurbitae (melon fly), 7000 nucleotides. It is a transcript of the gene chif, whose product is annotated as protein chiffon. The transcript is spliced from 2 exons. Gene Ontology annotation, cellular component: Dbf4-dependent protein kinase complex; nucleus. Gene Ontology annotation, molecular function: nucleic acid binding; protein serine/threonine kinase activator activity; zinc ion binding. Gene Ontology annotation, biological process: regulation of cell cycle phase transition; positive regulation of nuclear cell cycle DNA replication. The coding region runs from base 164 to 6655 and encodes 2163 amino acids. The record is from RefSeq and is a predicted model, not a curated record. NCBI's taxonomy places the organism in Eukaryota, Metazoa, Arthropoda, Insecta, Diptera, Tephritidae.